UGCGGGCGGCACUGAUCCAGCCGCUGACCUCACCGCGCACCAUUCGGCACUCACCUUCCUGCUCGAUCCAUCUCUUGGCCAUAUCCACCGUGCAUUAUACUAUGUCCAUGCGCUCUCCCUCUAACCCCAAGUGGACCUGAUAUAAAGGGGAGGCCAGUUGAUCGAGGGGAAGGAAUCAAACGAGCUAGCUGACUAUUAAUUUCUUCCUCCUCUCGAUCGAUCGAGCAUUCAGGCUCGAUCCCUUUCUGUCUCCUCGACAGCGGGAAGCUAGCUACUAGCGACCAUGUUCAUGUUCGGCAGGAACAAGAAGCUGGAUGGCCAACACCAGCAGCAGAUCACCGGAUGCGGCGGCGCGGCGCCGGCGGCGGCGAUGAGGAAGGGCCCCUGGACGGAGGAGGAGGACGCGCAGCUGGUACGGUUCGUCCGCCUGUUCGGCGAACGCCGAUGGGAUUUCUUAGCAAAGGUGUCAGGUCUGAGGCGCACCGGCAAGAGCUGCCGCCUCCGGUGGGUCAACUACCUCCACCCGGACCUCCGCCGCGGCCGCAUCACCGCCGACGAGGAGCGCCUCAUCGUCCAGCUCCACGCGCAGUGGGGCAGCAGGUGGUCGCGCAUCGCCAGGAGCCUCCCCGGCCGCACCGACAACGAGAUCAAGAACUUCUGGAGGACGCGCACCAGGAAGAAGGCGCUCGAGGAGAGGCAGCACAGCAGCGGCAGCAACAAGACGGCGGCGUCGCCUCUUUCCUCUAUGACGACGGCCUCCUGCUGCCCGGGCUCUCCGAACAGCGGCGCCGACACGCAGUCCUCGUCGGCUGCGCCGUCCGGCGACGAUUCAGCGAUCCGUGAAGGCAGCGGCGGCGACGACGCCGAACUCGAGGAGGCGUCGACGGCCACCGCCGCGGCGAGCCAGCACGAGGAGCCGCAGGAGUACUGCUGCACAGUGGACCAGCUGUGGACCGAGAUCGCGGCAGCCGAUGCGGCGGCGAGCUACGUGCUCGACGGCUGGGGAUCUGGCCAUUGCUAUUAUAGCGCUGCCGCUGAGCCACCGCCGAUGCCGUCGUCGCCGGUGUGGGAGUACAGCUCGGAUUAUUCGCUCUGGAGGAUCGAUGACGAAGAAUACUACAGGGAGAUGCUCGACGCCUCCUGAAUCCUGAUCCAUCCAUCUUCUUGUAUACUUUCAUGUAUAUGCUUGCUGGUAGAGACAGAUUGUCUGAAUGCUCUGCACCGGGAGUUUCCACAUCAGUAAUAAUCAGUUGUGUAAGAGAAAAAUUAAGAGCGAUGAUGAGCAAGGUAGAUCAUGGUGAUGAGAGAACUGUACUUGUGAUUGAUGGUAGCUGAAGUAGUAUGAUUGUCUGAAUAUAUUGUUGCAUGCGUUGUCUGAAACUCUGAAUCACAUCUCACAGGGUGCUUUUGUAGCCUGUAAUUUCUCGA
Messenger RNA from Panicum virgatum (switchgrass), 1428 nucleotides. Its product is annotated as myb-related protein MYBAS1-like. Gene Ontology annotation, cellular component: nucleus. The transcript is spliced from 2 exons. The coding region runs from base 284 to 1144 and encodes 286 amino acids. Gene Ontology annotation, molecular function: DNA-binding transcription factor activity; sequence-specific DNA binding. Gene Ontology annotation, biological process: regulation of DNA-templated transcription. The record is from RefSeq and is a predicted model, not a curated record. Lineage: Eukaryota; Viridiplantae; Streptophyta; Magnoliopsida; Poales; Poaceae.